GUCCAGCUUCCAGCUUCCCACCCGUCCGGAAAUGUACACCUAUUGUCGAGCAUUGCUCUCACAUGCAUUGCAGUCUAUUGCCAUUCUGACUGCAUAAUUGUCAACUUCUCUUCAAUCCAACAUCCUCCUGGCGUGAUCAGGGCAGCAUAGCCAAGAUCGCCGCAAUGGGGAGGACUCAGCAGCCGUACUUGUAUGACGCAGUCCGGAAGGACGAUGAUCGAUUUCCAACAGCUCCAUUUGACCCGAAAGCAGUGACUCGGGCGAGUCACGAGAAAAAGAAGCCGCAACCCAAGCCCGACGGGCCGCUUGUCUCAGUCAACCGCCAUCCCGAUGCUCACAUGGUGCCUAGCGGUCGAUCCAGGUUCAGGCCGAUGGGCCGCCGGACAAAGAGUUGGAUCAAGGGCAUGCGCGUUGUGCAGUUAUGUCUCAGAGUCUUUGAGGCCGCCGCCGCCGCCGGCAUCAUUGUCGUCAUGGGCCUGUCGGGGCUGAUUGGAUGGAUCAUGGGCGCCACGUGCGGUGUCGUAGUCCUUCACUGUCUCUACAGCAUCUUCCACCACGCCCAACCAGCCGUCUCUAAGACACCCGGCUCUUCAUCCGCCUACCACAUCUUUUCUGCUGUAUCUGACCUCUGCGUGGUCCCUCUUUACGCCUAUGGCGCCCUGACCACUAGGAGCAAGAGUGAGGAAUGGAAGACGACGGACCUCGCCAACACCAACACCAUGAAGUACAUGGUGCCGUCUGUCUACUACGGCCUGAUUGCCGCUGGCGGCCUGCAUCUCCUUUCCCUGGCCAUUUCGUUGUGGCUCGGUCUGAUGUUCCGCCGUAUCGCCCACAUGCCCCCUGACAUGAAUCCCCUCGAAUCCAAUCUCACCGCGCGCGUGCACAAGCGCAACAAGUCCUCGGUUGCCACCUUUUCAACCUACUCGGACGAGAAGCCCAAAACCCAGCUUUACGACGACAACACCCGGCCACCAUCGAUUCCUUUCAUGCACACGCGCCAAAACUCCGAGACGUCCUUCACCUCUCGCGACUCGCGCUUGAGUCUGCCCAGUCGGCAGUACCAAAUCACCCCUAGCAACCGCAGCUCGGCCACCUCACAGGACUUGAAGCGCAUGUCCGCGCCCCAGGCAGCGCACCGCGCCUCAUACACGGAGAUCCCGCUCGGCGAGACCGGCGCCAGCCCGGUCCGCCCAACAUCCAUGCACGCCUCGCGCCCAAGCACAGGUUCCGUGGCAUCCUACCGCCCCGAGCCCGUCCCCGCCGCCCAGACAGCCCAGCCGCGCUCCGCCAAGUUCACCGAGACGUGGUACGCCUCCGAGUCGCUGAUCAACCGCACCGAGCAACGCAACCGCGCCUCCACCCCCCACCGCGGCAUCUACGCCUCCCUGUCGGCCUCGGACUCGGAGGACGACUCCGAGAAUGACACCUACUACACCCCUUCGCGGGGCAACGCAAACAAGGACAACAACAAUCACCCCAACCCGCUCCGCUCCCACCCAACAACAACAACGACAACCACCCCUCCUCUUCCCACACCUGGUAGCCCCAAUAACACAAAAUCCUCCUCGUCCUCCACCCCGCGCCGCCCCCGCACCCCCUUCUCCCGCCUCCGCAAAUCCAUGAUCCUCUCCGACAUCUCCCUCAACGACCGCCGCGUCUCCGGAAGCCAGGACAUCGCCGACCAGGCCCAGGCCCAGCGGAACAGAACCAGCUCAAUCCAGCCCGACGCCGAUUUCCUUCUGAGCGCCGCCUAUUCCAAGCCAUAUGGCCAGCUCCGGGCGGGGACGCCGCCCGUCAUGGUUGGUGGUGGUGAGAGGGACCGGAAUGAGAAUGGGAGGGUGGUGUCGAGUGGGAACGAUUUUGGGUUUGAUCUUGGAACUGCUGCUGGUAGUGGUGGUGGGAUGAUGGGCAGGAGGAUUGUGAGUGGGCGGGCGGCUGAGGAGGGGAGGGCCGGGGCGAGAUGGAGGUGAGGAGAUGGGUUUGAAUGGGGGAGGGAGGGGCACAAUGAGGGGGGUUCGGAGAAUGGAGGAGAAAUAGGUGACUGAAAAAGGGGGUGGGGAGUUUGGAAUUCAUGAUGGAUCUUGGGUUUAUGUUGUGCGGAGUUGGAGUAAAUAG
Parathielavia appendiculata is the source of this 2115-nucleotide messenger RNA. RefSeq lists its product as uncharacterized. The transcript is spliced from 3 exons. The record is from RefSeq and is a predicted model, not a curated record. Lineage: Eukaryota; Fungi; Ascomycota; Sordariomycetes; Sordariales; Chaetomiaceae. The coding region runs from base 372 to 1970 and encodes 532 amino acids.